Molecule: messenger RNA, 2211 nt
Organism: Dreissena polymorpha
Lineage: Eukaryota; Metazoa; Mollusca; Bivalvia; Myida; Dreissenidae
Product: F-box only protein 16-like
Exons: 8
Coding region: 115-1131 (338 amino acids)
Molecular function (GO): protein binding
Source: RefSeq, a predicted model, not a curated record
CGAAAACACGCAUCAAAAUGGCGGACGGUAGCUAAUCGGAAAGAAAACAAAACGCAUUCUGUUCGAAAUCGGAUAAUUAUCAAUAGUUUAAAUCAAUAUUUCAGAUUCUUAACAAUGUCAAUGAUAGCGAAAAAUAGAACAAAAAGCACGUGGACACCACUUUGCAAUGAAGAGACAAAUAAUCAGAUUUUUGAAGAAAGAAAAGUGCUGAUAAACAAAUGGUUUGAAAAGUGGACUCAUGAGCAAAGAAAACAAGUUCUGGAAGAUGUAAUAGGGAAGUCAAAGAUGAAAGAAAAAGCGUUCAUCAGGGAUUUUGUAAAAGAGCACAUUCCCCCACUGAAAAGGGAUUUCACACGCCACUUGCCGAGGGUCAUCUGUAUAUAUAUCUUUUCAUUUCUGGACCCCAGAAGUUUGUGCCGUAGCUCUCAGGUUUGCUGGUAUUGGAAGUACGUAACAGAGCUGGACCAACUCUGGAUGCCUAAGUGCGUGAAGCUUGGCUGGAACCUUCCCAUAAUGCCUGGCCAGUACGAGACCGGCGUGUGGAAGCGAAAUUACAUUGAGAACAUCAGGACGCUCCAGAUCAUGUUCCCAAAGAAAGCCACUAAACUAGACUUCACGAAGAUAGAGUCAAGACGGCCACCAAAGUCUGCCAAGGACAAGGACAAGAAAACCACGCCCUGGCGAGGAUCUGAUCCUGAGCCCAAGGACACAUGGAGGUUCAAUUACCUGGAGAACGACGAUGUGGUUCAAGACGUGAAGGCCUUACGCAAAAAGAAGUCCUACGCACCGGAGGGCAGGGAAAUUAGCAGAAACACUCGCAGUAAAGUGAAGACUGGACAAAACAUACACAACUCAGAGAUCCGACGCUCUCAGUCAUACACUAAAAUAAUCACGUCCCCAGUGAACGAUGCACUAAAUGAUUGGGAUGGACUCAACGCUGCCAUUACCCUGCCACCAGAAGCCUUGAAGGGUGUGACUAGACCCGCCCCUGUACACCCAACAACAUACCUCAGGCCACCAAAGAACAAACCAAUCUCUGCACGGACACCUCGGGACCCCCCAACAACUGAUCUGUUUCCAAAGCAUCCAUGGAAGGUGGAGGACAAAGAAGGCUCAGAUGAUGAACUUUGACCUAGUUUUACCUUGACCCUGACGUUGUUGACCUUUGAUACAGUACUUUAUUUUUUACCUUGACAUAAAUAUAAUUUACCAAUGAUCAAAGUAUGAUUAUGGACCUGUCUAUGAUAUUUAGUGUCUUAGUGUCAUUUGUGUCAUGAAUCUCUUGUCCUAUGCGACAUGCCAGUGUAAUUAAGUGGAAAAUUUCAGUUUACUGGAAAUGAAUUUUUUGAUGAUUGGAUAUUUUGUUUUACUAUCAGAAAAAUGUAAUUUUGAAAAAGAGUAUGUUUAAGAUCCUAUCUGUGAUAUUUGUUCUAUGUUCUUACUAAUGUAAAUGUUCAUAUUGUAGCAAGAAAUAGUCAUGCACACAAGUUUGUUAGUAUUCCCACAGUAUAUAACUUUAUUAUAUGAAAAUAGACCCAUAACAUGUUAAAAAUACGUUCCCAAUGGCGAUGGUAUAUUCUUGUAAAAAAAUAUGUUUGCAUGGUUUAUGAUAACAUGCAAAUAUGUUUAGGGUUGAAUGCAAAAAUAUUGUAUCUGAUGAACAUUUCUGCAUAAGUUACAAUAAUGCAUAAGUUAUAAUAAGAUGUUUAAUGCUAACAUCUCAAAUUUACCAUUCGAAACCGUAUAUUGUGACAGUGUGGUAAAUGAAAACAAAAAAGCAAACUAUGCAAAAGUAAAAAAAUACAUUGAUUGAAAGCCGAAAUAGGAUUAGUUGUAGAUUUGUGUAGAAAAUUAAAAUUGUUUUUAGUGAUUUUUUAAUUUUGAAAAGGAAUUUUACUAUUUAAGUAUUUUUGUGGCGUUUACAUGUGAUGUAAAAAUCAGGUUUCUGAACAAUGUUCAUUUUACAGGAUUUUUUAAUUGUACACUUCAGAUUAUUUUUGACAUAUUUGCAAGGUAGUAAAUAUGGCUUGUGAAAAUUUUAUCAUCUUUAUUUAUCAUGAAUUUGUUUCACUUUUAUAUUGCUAAAUUAAAUGCUUUGUUAUUAUGUUUUGUAUUAAUAUAUAGGAAAAUAGGGAUGGUAGUUAUUGUAUGUGUAUACAAUUUUAGUGUAGCGUAGAUAUAUGAGUUUACAAUCGACAUUAGUUUAAGCUG